Trifolium pratense (red clover) is the source of this 3314-nucleotide messenger RNA. RefSeq lists its product as uncharacterized. The transcript has 14 exons. The coding region runs from base 198 to 2612 and encodes 804 amino acids. Gene Ontology annotation, cellular component: plasma membrane. Lineage: Eukaryota; Viridiplantae; Streptophyta; Magnoliopsida; Fabales; Fabaceae. The record is from RefSeq and is a predicted model, not a curated record.
ACUGACAUUGACCUUAGUUAAUGACUCAAAUCAUCAAUUUAUACUACAUUUGUUUCCCACAUUGUCAGUGACAAACAUUUUUUCAGUUUAAUUAUUUAAUUAAUUACUAGUAAUUAAUCCAGUAAUCCCAUUUGCUUCACUCACUCCUCAACAAUUCAUCGCUAUGAUCUGAGUCCUGUCUCAAAAUUGACAGAAAGAUGACUUUUUUCAAUUUGAUUCUCAGUGUUAUGCUUCUCUUUAUCCUACUCUCUUCAAAUGGCGAACCCAUUACUAAAGGUGAAACCUUUAUUGUUUCAAGCUUCAGUUACCCUCACACUAGGCUCAGACCCUUUGAUCUGCGUUAUAUCAGAGUUGACUUGCCACCAUGGUUUUCUGCAAUGUCUAUUGCACUGAACUCAGAUGUAGACCUUGAUGUGUCUAGAAUUGAAAGGGUUCCGAUGAGCACACUGCCAAUAAUAUGCUUUAGAGAUGGAGGUCCUCCACAGCCAGAUGCCUUAAACAUAACAUUGAAAGACUCAGCCGUCUCAGGGAUAAAUGGUUUAGAUGUGGAGCAGUGCUUUCCUAUGCAGAAAAAUAUCACUAUGAAACUGACAAACAACCAGAUAUCUCCAGGUGUUUGGUUCAUUGGUCUUUUCAAUGGUAUUGGACCUACAAGGACACAGUCAAAGAUGAUUAUCCGAGGUCCAGCAUACUCCUUCGCUGCCAAUAUAACUGUGGAAGCAUGUACAAAUUCAAUGAUGAUGGGAGAUUUCUGUAAUAGUCCUGUUUAUCCAUUUUCAUGCACAACUUCUGAUGUCAAUAAUGCUUUGAAAGCUACGACGGUGAUCAAGCCAGUGUUGGAAAAUUUGAUGACCUGCAAAAGUAAUUUUAAAACUUCCUGUGCUCAUGAAGGUGUACCAAACGUCUUCUCCUUGGAUAUAAUAAAUGUGGCAGAAGCAUUUACUGUUACAGCAAGUGAUAUCAAAUUCAAUAUUACGCCUUCAAACAAUACAUCUGGUGCAAAUGAUGUUAGUUUAAUGUGUUUUGUUCGCCAUGGUUCAAUGCCUUCAGUGACUUCGUAUGAUUACUCCAGUGAUUUAAAUAAAGUGCCGUUGGUUAUUCAUUCACCAUUAAUUGGUCGUUGGUACAUUACUAUCGUACCAAUCAAUCUUAUAAAGAUGCAGGAUAGUAAUGUAACAGUUUGCUAUUCAGUCAAAUCUCACGUGCUUCAAUGCCCACUUGGGAAGACAGGACCAAAUUGUACAAUGGAUAUCUACAUGCUUCAGACAUAUGUACGGAGAGGUCCAACUCCCUUUGAAUCAUACUAUUUACCGGUCGGUGCUGGAACAUCUUAUGCUUCUGCCAAUUUCCCUCUUGAACCACUUUUGAGUAACUCGUCAUACAAUGGAGAACCUGGUAACAUUUGGACUUACUUACUUUUAGACAUUCCUCGUGGUGCAGCCGGAGGAAAUAUUCACGUACAACUAUCCUCGGAUGUGAAGAUCGAUUAUGAAGUUUACGCUAGAUUUGGUGGAUUACCAUCACUUAUUAGCCGGGACUAUUAUUAUGCUAACAAGACAAUGAGAAGCAAUACAUCUAUGUUUUUCAUGCUAUACGAUUCAAGUGAUGACAAGAUCAAUUUCUAUAUUAUGUAUGCUAGAGAAGGAACAUGGGGUUUUGGUCUUAGACAUCUCAAUACCAGCAUCGUUCCUGCUAAAGGCCCAACUGUCAUGUCUCUUUCGCUUGAACGGUGCCCUAAACAUUGUUCCUCUCACGGGGACUGUAAAUUUUCUUUUGAUGCAAGUGGCUUGACAUCAUACAGCUUUUGUUCUUGUGAUCGAAACCAUGGAGGCAUCGACUGUAGCGUUGAAAUUGUAACACAUCAAGGGCACGUACGACAAUCUUUUUUUCUCAUUGUCUCCAAUGCUGCGGCCAUACUUCCUGCCUAUUGGGCCCUUCGGCAGAAGGCAUUAGCAGAAUGGGUUUUAUUCACAUCCAGUGGAAUUGCUAGCGGACUAUAUCAUGCUUGUGACGUAGGUGCCUGGUGUGCAUUGAGCUUUAAUGUCUUGCAGUUCAUGGAUUUCUGGCUCUCUUUCAUGGCUGUGAUUAGCACUUUUCUUUAUCUAGCUACCAUUGAUGAAGUAUUGAAGAGAGCAAUCCACACAGCUGUAGCUAUCCUUACUGCCCUAAUGGCCGUAACAAAUGCAACUCGGUCUUCGAAUGUUGUUCUUGUGAUGGUGAUUGGUGCUCUUGGUCUCCUUAUUGGAUGGGUUAUAGAGAUGUCAACAAAGUAUAGGUCCCUUUCCUUUUCAGUUAGAUUCUCCUUUGAUUUCUCUCAUAGUUUGCACGUGAUAAAGCGAUGGCUAUGUAAUCUUGUUGGGUCACUUCUAAGACGGUACCACUGGCCUUUUGCCUUAGCUGGUUUUUCUGCACUGUCAAUGGCAAUAGUGAGCUGGACACUCGAAACCAGUGAAAGUUACUGGUUUUGGCAUAGCUUUUGGCAUAUUACAAUAUACACAUCUUCUUUCUUCUUCCUUUGUUCAAAAGCAAAUAUUGUGGAUAGUGAGAAUCAACUACCCGCAAAUGGAAACUAUGAACUGACCCAUCAGGAUUCACUUCCAAGAAAUGGUUAAAAAUAGAACAAUAAUAUAUAUGGAAUAGGUUGGUGUAAAAAGGGGGACAGAGGUGAAUAAUUUUUGGUUUUUAGAUUUCUUGUGUUUAAGGCGAGUUCAUGCGAAGGUUGCACAAAAAUGUGUGACCACCGGUACUGGAUACGAAUUUGUGUAUGUUCGGUUUAUUUAUGGUUGAGAAACCGUGAAGGUACAUUUACUCUCAAAGUAUCUAUGGAGUUCAUCAAAGAAAAGACGUACAUUCGCAAUGGAAAUCGAUGUAUAGUGCCUCUGCUGACUUGGAUAAGAAGUCAUCCUAGGAGUCAUUUGUGAGGCUGAUAAGAGUGAUGAAGCAAAGCAGUCUCUUGUAAAUUCUUUUCAGCAUAAGGUUUGUUUAUGCCAUUCUUUAUAGAAUAUUUUACCCUCACAAGAAUCAAAUUAGGGAUAAUUUUUGGUCAUGGGAUAAAGAGGAUUAUCUUAUGUAAGCUGUAACUAUAGUUUAGAACAAGACUUACCUUUGAACUGUAUCAUAUUAAGAGAGAAGAGAUAGUGUAGUGUGAUAAAAGGUACUCCUCCCCCAUAAUGUAUAUUAUCUACUUCAGAAGUUUUUACAACUUACUCAAGAUGGCUAUUUUAUAACAAUGUAAACAAUGAAGGACAUUAAUAAGGUUGACAUGAAAACAUCAAAUAAAGAUGUCUACUAAGUGAGAGUGAUGUUACUAGUAA